Nymphalis io (European peacock) is the source of this 1436-nucleotide messenger RNA. It is a transcript of the gene Fitm, whose product is annotated as acyl-coenzyme A diphosphatase FITM2. The transcript has a single exon. Gene Ontology annotation, cellular component: endoplasmic reticulum membrane. The record is from RefSeq and is a predicted model, not a curated record. Gene Ontology annotation, biological process: lipid droplet organization; lipid storage; phospholipid biosynthetic process. The coding region runs from base 87 to 1172 and encodes 361 amino acids. Lineage: Eukaryota; Metazoa; Arthropoda; Insecta; Lepidoptera; Nymphalidae.
GACAGAAUAAUCUGUCAAAUCUAACUAAAAGAAAAGUAGAAAUCGUAAAUGAUUUGUGAAAUAGUUAUGAAAGUUUUUCUAAAACCAUGACAAGCAGAGCCAGUUUUAAAAGUAAACGAAUGAAUUUUAAAAUUCAAAAUGAAUCGCCAGAUUCAAAAGGUACAAAGCCCAUCCGAGAAGCAUCGUCUGUAUUAGAAAUUCUAAUACUUAUGAUUGUGCACAUUUGUAAGAAAGUGUUAUUCUUUGACACAAGUUUAAAAAUAGCAAUUUAUUUAGGAGCUCUCUUUUUAUUAUCCCUUAUAGCUGAUGUCCUAACUUUUCCAAAGUCAUAUUUCUCAAGAAGCGAUAACAUAUUCAACCAGUAUUUUGUAAAACUUGGAUGGUUCUGGACAUUAUUUCUAACAAUUCCAUAUGUCUUUUUGACCUCUUACACUACUUGUUGUGGCAAAAGAAAGAUUAUCUUAACAGCUCAUUUAUUAAGACUUCUAAUUGCUACUGUAUUUUGGUAUACAUGGACAACAAUAUUUAACAUAAUUGAAACAAAGUAUGGCCGCUGCAACUCAAAAUAUUAUGAUGAUAAAGUUACGUGUUUAAAAAAUGGGCAUUUUUGGAAUGGAUUUGAUAUAUCAGGUCACUGUUUUAUUUUAAUUUAUUCAAGUUUAAUUUUAAUAGAAGAAGCAAGAGCUAUUAAUGGUUGGGAAAGAAUUAAAGACUAUAUCCGUGAUGAGAAAUAUUACCGAAGUGUUAAUGACAAGUCACCUAGUGUUAAUCCUCUAAGAAAUAUCAACACCGAUGAAUUAAAUACUUUAAAAACAUCCUAUGAGAAGUUUACUCCAUAUGUAAGAGCAUUUUUAAUAGUUAUUGCUCUUUUUCAACUAUUAUGGGAUGUAAUGUUGGUAUCAACAAUAUUGUAUUAUCACAUUAUGGUUGAGAAAUUUAUAAGUGGAAUCAUAGCAAUACUUACAUGGUUUGUAACAUACAGAGUAUGGUACACAAUACCUAACAUACUUCCAAACUUACCAGGUCAAGGAGUUUUUAAAUACAAUUCAGACAAAACAACUUCUGCAAGUAUACCACAAAGAAGAAGAUCACUUAUUAGUAAUGGUAAACACUUCAUGGGAAUGCCAAUAAACAAAGUUCAAGAACCAGUAGAAUCUAAUGAUACAAAAUAGGGUUAAAUAAUUAUAUAUGAUUUUGUUACAUUUAUUGUCUUUUCAAUUGUAGUUUAAUAUUUAUUAUGAUGAGUGUUUUUAUAUAUUGGGAGAUAUUUACCUUAAGCUUUAAAAUAUAAAUGGUGUGAUAAUAUAUUAUACAUGUUUGUUUUGGUGGCUGUAAAAAUAUUGCCUUUAUGGAAGAUGUUGUUUAAUUACUUCCUCAUUUUUAAGGCAUCAACAUUUUUUUUGUUUGUAAAUAAAAUUUACAAGGUACUUAUUUAA